GGGAGGAAGCUGCUCUAAGUCCCGGCCUUGGAGCAGAGCCUUGUCACGCUGGGCGCUGCGAUCGGCACUGAGCGCAAGGGCGAGGUACCCGCCCGGCGCGCAGUUUCCAGUGGGGCCGGUGUUCCCACCUGGGGACUCUCGUGGAGCCGAGCCCUGCAAAUGGGCGCGUGAGGAAGGAGAGUGGGGAAAUGGAUUGCUAUUUGCGUCGCCUCAAACAGGAGCUGGGGAGGAUUCGACCCAGAAGCCUGAGAGGGUCAGCUGCCAGUCAGCCCUGCACAGCCCAAGCCUGGCCUAGCAGUCCCUCUGCCUUCCACCCACCGGACUGAGCUCUGUGCAUUAAGACAGGGCUGGGAGCUGUCCAUGAAGGAAGUGGGUGAUGGCUUACAGGAUCAGAUGAACUGCAUGAUGGGUGCACUGCAAGAACUGAAGCUCCUACAGGUGCAGACAGCACUGGAACAACUGGAGAUCUCUGGAGGGGGUCCUGCUGCAGGCUGCCCUGAAAGUCCCCGGACACAGUCCGAGCACCCUCAAUGGGAGGGUGGAGGAGGUCUGACCAGGUCUGCAACCUGCUCCCCCUCUGGCCAGCCUUCUCUUGGCAGCAACACCAAGUCUGCAUCUCACAGAAGCGUCUGGGGGAGGGAUUUAGCCCCACUGCCCAGGACACAGCUGUCGGAGCGCCAAAGCUGUGCCCAGCAGGGGCCCGAGGUAGAGCCUGAUGACUGGACCUCCACACUCAUGUCCCGCGGCCGGAAUCGACAGCCUCUGGUGUUAGGAGACAACAUUUUUGCAGAUCUAGUGGGCAACUGGCUGGACUUGCCAGAACUGGAGAAGGGUGGGGAGAAGGGUGAGACUGGCUGUGCAGAGGAGCCCAGAGGAGAGAAGGGCCAGCCCCGGGAGCUGGGCCGCAAGUUUGCCCUAACCGCAAACAUUUUCCGGAAGUUCCUGCGGAGCGUGCGCCCUGAUCGGGACCGGCUGCUGAAGGAGAAACCGGGCUGGGUGACACCCACGGCCUCUGAGUGCCGAGCUGGACGUUCUCAGAAGGUCAAGAAGCGGAGCCAUCCCAAGGGCUCCGGACACUUCCCCUUCCCAGGCAGCGCAGAGCCCAGAGGGGAAAAUCCCUCUUCGAGUUGCCCCAAGGCCCUGGAACCUUCACCCUCAGGCUUUGACAUCAACACUGCUGUUUGGGUCUGAAUUCCAGAGACAGAAACUUGAUGAACCGAGAGGGCCAGGUCCCAGUGCUGGGCUCCUGAGAAGGAGGGAGCCGGUGAUGUGGCGUCUCAAAGCCCAACCCCAAGUUCUUCCCCCCAGAAAGGAAGGAGAAGCCAGCAGGGCUGAGCAGAAUGUAGUUGGGUGGGGCUGUCCCAGGGGCUGGCUGGUGAAUAGGUAAGAAUUCAU
Molecule: messenger RNA, 1395 nt
Organism: Tupaia belangeri chinensis (Chinese tree shrew)
Lineage: Eukaryota; Metazoa; Chordata; Mammalia; Scandentia; Tupaiidae
Gene: INKA2
Product: inka box actin regulator 2
Exons: 3
Coding region: 361-1191 (276 amino acids)
Cellular component (GO): nucleus
Molecular function (GO): protein kinase binding; protein serine/threonine kinase inhibitor activity
Source: RefSeq, a predicted model, not a curated record